AUGCGGAAGUAAGGAACAUUGGGGACUUUGGAGUGCUCGAUUUGGUGUUGUCAACGCUAACCAAUACGUUUCCUUGAGUAAUACACGACCAUAGGCCUACCCAGGGUCGAGUUUAAUACCUGUUUUUCAUCAACGCAACAAACAUCCAAUAAACCAUCAUCGAGCAUAUUACUGAAUGUUUCAGGCAGAUGUUUAGUGGUGGUUUGAGUGGUUUUGACGAGUCGUUUUAGACCGGCAAGUGGCACCGCAACCGAACAUGCCGAGAAUAGCGUGUUGACGCCUCACCGAGUCGCCCGACCCAACGGGGUAGAAAAACCACAAAUGACCCUUCCACACGAGUGACUGCGCCACAAAGUUUACACGAUGUACUGAAACUGCUCAAUCAACUUUCAAGAUUAAAUAAUCUUCUCAGCUCUGGUCCUUGACGCUUACUGUAAUAUAUUACAGUACUUUCAAGCGAGUUGUGUGCCAAAUCUGGAUUAAUUUGGAAUACGCUCUGUCUCCUUUCUUGAGGAAUAUUUGCUAAACUUGAGAAAGGAAUUCUCAUACUCUGCAUUCUUCAAUAAUAUUUUUUCUUCUACAGUGCUAGUGUCAGUGGACAGGUGGGUGCCCCUCUAAUAAAGGGGUACCCCUAGCUGAACCCAAGGAUUUGAAUCAACUUCUGCCUGUAGAUUUAAACAUCUUGACUUCAGUUGCACUUGCAACUUUUUAGAAGAAUCAAGGAACUGCUCCUCCUCGAGCUCGAGGAGUUCAACUUGCCAACAUGGAUGGAAUUAAAAGGAAGGGAAAGAUUCUGAUGGGAAGCUCUGAUCUGAGUUUAGUCAUUUAUGAACAAAAAAUCUUGCAUGAAACACAGUCCAAAGUCCUGCCAUGUCAAAAUAAAGUUUCCACAGCAUUAUUAAAAUGGUCCUACACAGAAAGCAAUGCCAAUAUACCAAACCUGUACUCCUGCUGGUCAGAUCUGGAUCUGGCUAUCCAAACACUGGCACAAGAAAGUAUUGACCAUAGUGUAGAAUACAGGAAGGUUUUUAAAGACAUCAAUUUAGAAGGAAAGAGACUCAAUGAAAUUCAAAAGGAAAAAGAGAGCAGUGCUAAGAAAGUAUCAGGAAUUAAGAAACAGAUCGAAAGUGCAAAGAAAUCUAAAAAGGGUGCAGACAAGGUGAAACUAGCAAAUUUAGAAGCAGAAUUAUCACUGGCUUCGAGCAAAGACACUGAAAUGGGAAGAAUACUCAUCACAAAAACCAAAGAAUAUGAAGAACAUAAGGCCACACUUCUCCAGGAAUCGUCCUUAGCAUACUGUGACAAGUCUCUGGAGACCUUGGACAAGCUUCGUCAAGUUAUUGAAGCAAAACGAGAAGUAGCCUCAACGAUGACAACCAAACCAGUCUACAAUGGUGACCAAAUAAAAGGAGAUGGCAUUAGCACAGUGGAGAAUGUUUUCAAGACAUUGGACAUGCAGCUUCCGGCUAGGGAACCAGCCCUCGACAGGAGGAGAUGCUUCGGUCUUGGGACAAGAUCGUCCAUUCUAGGUUCCAGUUCCGCAAUCAACGUCCCUUCUACACAGAGCCCCAAGCAGCCGAGGACUUUCCCCAGGGGCACCCCACCUAUCAGCAAAGGAAAUACCUCCUCUGCCUUGCAGCCGGGCCAUACAGGGACUCUGGGUUCUAAUUCAUCGAGUGCUGUUUAUCAGGGUGGAGACGAACUUGGUCUAUCGGACGAAUCCGAUGACGAUCACGACUACCAGAUCCCCAACGAAGAGAUGUUCGGCAAGAAGAAACAUAACAUCAGUAUGGAUAGCCAGGAGGAGGAGUACCUAGCCCCCGAGUUUCCCAUUGAACCUAUGUCAUGCCCGAGGGUACCCCCCAGGCAAGAAUCCAUGCAGUCCAGUCAGUCCUUUGAUUCAAGCGCCGGUACAAGUGAAAUACCUGGUGACUAUAUGAUAGUUGUCCAGGAGGAUUCAGAAGACCAGUCCAGGAUGCCUCCAGGACCUGGUACCUCCCGCAGUUCUACGGACUCCAGCAACAGCAGUUCCAGCACUGGACCGGGCAGGCCAAGUCCCAUCAAGCUACCUCGUGCGCUACCCUCCUCCAACAGCACCACAGACCUCGUAGAAGGGGAAGACUUCUGCCGGAGGGACCGGAAGGUAAGCCCAGGAGUGGUGGCUCAGAAGAGCCAGGAACUCCAGGCCAAGUUGGAGAAGGAAGCGGCGCAGAAGAGGAAGCCGCAGCCUCUCCCGAAACCAGCGGUAGAUGCGAAGCCCAAGCCCAAACCCAAACCAAAGCCCAGUCCGACGACGCCUCAUGCCGUCAAGGACAACAAACCAAUGCCUCUGCCCAGGACGAGUAGCAGUGAACAGGAACCGCACAGCGAGGAUGCAGGUGGUUUCUAUGAGAUCAUGAGUGCUGCAGAUGCUCAAAAGAUACAGAUGGCGAAGGACAAGAAUGGGCUGCCAAAGAUAACCUCGACCUAUGACCCCGAAGAAACGACGAAUCACCAUGGUGACUACUACUCGGAAGUCUACGAAAGAGACCAGGAAGACUCGGAUUCGGAUGGAGAUUAUUGUGUCGCAGAUUUCCACAACUAUAAGGGGAACAAUUCAACGGCAGCUGAAGAAGAAGACAAGCGGAAGACCACCCUUGAGAACAGGCGGACAUCCCAGGCAGCCCUCAACAACAACCGCAAACCUAGCGAGACAGCGGACAUGUUUACUGAUGAAGAUGAUGAAGCGAUUUACUGCAAUGUUCCCAGCUAGUUUUGGCGAGAUGGGUGCCACACUGCAAAUGCCACUCACCCGCUUUUGACAGAAGAUCGCUUGCUUUGACAUGUUCACCGGUGACGAAGAUAAUGAUAAUAACAUGUCCAUUUAUAUAGCGCAGUUACUAUGUGCAUAUAUACUCAACUGCGUUUUGAUACUU
Lytechinus variegatus (green sea urchin) is the source of this 2915-nucleotide messenger RNA. RefSeq lists its product as uncharacterized. The record is from RefSeq and is a predicted model, not a curated record. The coding region runs from base 764 to 2752 and encodes 662 amino acids. Lineage: Eukaryota; Metazoa; Echinodermata; Echinoidea; Temnopleuroida; Toxopneustidae. The transcript is spliced from 11 exons.